UGAAAGACAGCGGCAGUAGGAGAAGGAGGAGGAGGAGGAGGAGGGUAAAGAUGGCGGGUCGGAGUUAUGGAUCAGGGUUCUCCGGCUGGAGAGGAGGCAGAGGCUCGGGGGCUUUUACAGAAUUCGGUGGGGGCUUCAAUAGUUUCAGCCAAUUUGGAUCCUCUAAAAUGCGUUCCUCUGGAGGGGCCUUCUCCAGCUCCGGCUGGGGGUCCGCGCCGAGGUCCCAGAGAAGAGGAGGACCAUCGGGGGGCUACGGCUUCGGAUUUAGGCAAGAUUCCUUCUCUAUGGGAGGUCGAGGAGGACACAACGGAGGACAGAGCAAGCCGCCGUCCCUCCUGUCCCAUCGCGUCUCCCCCUGGGACUCUUACCAGGGUUCUCAGGACUUUAAGUGGCAGUUUGGAGGAGGGCGGAGAUCCAACAGGCGGCAAAUCCGCAAGAAACCCUCCAGACAGGAAGGACAGAAGAAGAAGAGGAAGCAGUCGGAGAGUACGACGGAUGAGCCGGACUCUAAAAUGGGCCGGACUGAGACAGAUAAAGCUGAUCCUGAAGAGGAGAAGGACGAAACCUCAGCUGCUUGUUGUGAAUCAGCUGAAGGAAAUGUUACAGUUCUGUCUGUUAAAGAGGAGCUCGCUCUGUUGAAGAAGAAGCUUCAGACCAAAGAGAAAUCUGAUGAUGGUAAAACUUCAACUGGAACCACAGACGGUGCAGAAAUCAGACCAGAGACAAUGUGUGCAGCAGAUCAGUCUGAAGAUUCUCAGCAGCCUGGAACCUCCAGUGCAGAAGCUGAAGCACAGAGCGGUCCUCUCUCUAUAGAGGAGGAGUUAGCUCAGCUGAAGGCGAAGCUGCAGGGAAAACCAGUCGUUCCUACAAAGAACGAGAAGAAGAUACGAGGAUUUUUCGAGAUGUCGGGGGUGAAGAUCACAGCAAAAAGGAUAUCCUUUGCCUGUUCGGUGUGUAAGUACCGCACCUUCUACAGCGAGGAGAUGACGGCUCACCUGGAGAGCAGAUUCCACAAAGAUAUAUUCAAGUUCCUCAGCAACCGCCUCACGAAAGGGAACGCAGACUUCCUGCAGGAGUAUCUCAACAUUAAACACAAGAAUAUGGAGAAAACCGUCAGCCAGAUAAAAAAUCACGAUGCUGCAAUCUGCCAGCUCUACAAGGAGCGUGACCAGACCCGAGAUAUCGGUAUGGAGCACUUCAUUAAGAAGGUGGAUGCUGCUCACUGCGCUGUGUGUGAUAUGUACAUUCCAAUGCAGUAUUCCCUCAUCCAGAGACAUCUCAGAUCACAUGACCACAACUACAACCGGAGGGUUAUGAUGGAAGAGUCUAAGAAGUCGGCUCUGACGGUGGCUCGGAGUAUCCUCAACCACAAACCCGUCCGAGAGAAACUCGACAAGUACCUGAAGGGAGAAAACCCGUUCACUGCCGGAGCAGAAGAUCACGAUCACGAUCUGGACGAGUCCCUGCGGGUUGAAGCUUCAGAAUCUGAUCGGGUUGAAGAUGAACAGCGAGAGAAAGAGGAGGAGGAGGUGGAGGUGGAGGCUGAGGGAGGAGAAGCUUUAGAGGAACAUGAAGAGCAUGAAGAAGAGAAUCCUGAAGGGGAGGAGCUUUUAGAAGGAGACGAAGAGGUGUUAGAAGGGGAGGAGGCGUUGGAGGGGGAGGAGCUUUUGGAAGGAGAGGAGGAAGAGUUUGAAGAGGCAGAUCUCUAAUGAGCUUCUGGAGUUUCUGGUUUGUUUUUAGGUGUUUUUUUCCUUUUUUGUUUGACCUCCAUCCUCGUUCUGCUGAAGCAGCUGAACUCCUGGACUGAUUUACCCAACAGUCCACUAAAAAAAGAGUACGUGAUUUACCGUCAUUCGUCCAUUCUUCAUUCGUUCAUCCAUUCGUUUAGUUUCUUUUACUUCAUUUCAAUGAACUCCAGGUUAAAUUCUCCUUCAGAUCUGCAUUUU
This is a messenger RNA of Astyanax mexicanus (Mexican tetra), 1946 nucleotides long. RefSeq names its product A-kinase anchor protein 8-like. The coding region runs from base 51 to 1709 and encodes 552 amino acids. The record is from RefSeq and is a predicted model, not a curated record. Gene Ontology annotation, molecular function: DNA binding. The transcript has 14 exons. NCBI's taxonomy places the organism in Eukaryota, Metazoa, Chordata, Actinopteri, Characiformes, Acestrorhamphidae. Gene Ontology annotation, cellular component: nucleus.